AUGUUAUUAAUACUUUGCAGGGACAAGUCGACGAAGGCUUCAAAAUGCCGUAAGAAGGUAGAGCCUACUGAAAAAGACGUCACGGAGGCCGAAAGGCAGAUUAAUCUCAAGCUGGAAGAGUGCAAGAAAUAUGCUGAGACAUUCAUCACUAACUUAGACACUUCACGUAGCCCACAUAAAGAAUCAAUUAACGACCUAAAUGCUAAUUUGCGUGAUAAGCUUGAGAACGUGCGUAGGACUGUGCAGUAUGAGAGUGCGCGGUUGGGGAGGGUGAAGGGGCAAGAGGAGAAGGUGUGGAAAGCAACGGAAGCGGAGAUAAAGAAAGUGUUGGAAGAGCUUCAGACAUGUGUCUGCAGUAAAAUUGAUACGCAGGUGAAAUUGCUUGUUAACAAGUUGAAGAGGUUACCGAAAUUUUGA
Molecule: messenger RNA, 417 nt
Organism: Babesia ovata
Lineage: Eukaryota; Apicomplexa; Aconoidasida; Piroplasmida; Babesiidae
Exons: 2
Coding region: 1-417 (138 amino acids)
Source: RefSeq, a predicted model, not a curated record